Messenger RNA from Drosophila virilis, 1566 nucleotides. RefSeq names its product Radial spoke binding protein 15 (gene Rsbp15). Lineage: Eukaryota; Metazoa; Arthropoda; Insecta; Diptera; Drosophilidae. Gene Ontology annotation, molecular function: protein binding. The record is from RefSeq and is a predicted model, not a curated record.
CGUAAAUGUGUAUAUAUAUUUAAAUUAAAGGCAAUCUAGAGAUUUGAACACAGCUGCUGCAACAAAUAGGUUCAAAAUUAUUUUAACUGGUUUCUUUUAAAACGUUUCCAAAGCAAAACUUUACAAAAAUACCAACAUGAAUUAUCUCAUACAGCGCGGCAAGGUGCGCCAGCAGGCCAUCAACGUGCCCGAGGGUCUGCCGGAGCUGCUCUCCGACAUAACACGCGAGGUCCUGCGCUGCCAGCCGACCAAGGAGUGUCUCUGCCAGUUCAUCAUUGACUAUUUGCACUCGGUGAUUGUCACGCGCGAAAAGGCCCUGGUGGCUAAAAGCAUAUUGGAUCGCGCUCUGCGCCAGGUGGACAGCAUUAUAUCCGAUUUGUGUGUGUGCGAUUUGUCCAAGGAGAAAUCGGAUGAGAUGGCCCAGGUGAUGGAGGAUUGUUUCCGCAAUUUCCUAGAGAAGCGUCGCUGUGAGAUGCGCCGCGGCAAGGAGACGAUUAAAUUUGCCGACAUUGACAUGCUCGAGGAGCUGAUCAGAAAAUGCCAUUUCUCCGAGACAGAGCUGGACGCCUCACGACCAGCCAUUGAGAGCGCCUACAAGCGAUUCGUGGAUGCGUACAUGGCCGCGGGCAAGGACUCCCAGGGCACCGAGAUACUCUAUCAAUACUUCCGCGAUCGCGAGCUAAAACGCAUCGAGGAGCUGAUGCGCAGCCAGGCGGCCAUCACCAUACAGGCCGCCUUUCGCGGGUAUCUGGUGCGUCGCAUGAUGGCGCAGCAUAUCUGUGUGUGCACCUGCAUGCUCGACGAGAAGGAUGACGAUGAGUACAUGCGCAUGGACAAAGCUGCACGCAUUUUGCAGCGCUUCUUCCGCUGGGUUCUAUCGCGCCAGCCCAUAAAGCCGAUCGAGGAUCCUUGUCAGGAAAACGAAACUCCUUCCUCCAAGGAUGCAGGCUCACCGAUUGCUACAGAAGCCACAGCUGCUGGGACAGCUCCCGCCACAGCCGCUGGCACAGCCGCUGGCACAGCCGGUGGCACAGCCGCUGGCACAGCCGCUGGCACAGCUGCUCCUACGGCAGCUCCUACAGCAGCUCCCUCCGAAGCUAAAUUGAAGCCCGCUGCAGAGGAGGCUCCAGCUGAGGAGGCUCCACCUGCACCUGCUGCCGAGGAAGUGCCCGCUGCCCAAGCUGCCCAAGAGCCUGAACCUGAACCGGAACCGGAAGUGCCCAGGGCCGAAGAACCUACAGCGGAACCAGCUGCAGCUGAAGCAGCACCACCAGCUGAGGAAACCGCCGCACCACCGCCAGCUGAAGAGGCGCCACCACCAGCACCAGCUGAAGAACCAGCUGCAGAGGAAGUACCACCAGCCGAAGGAGCUGAAUAGGAUUUUUUUUUUUUUUUUUUGAAUGUUUCCUUUUUUUAACCGCAUGAUUCUUUUUGCUUCCCUUGGCCUUUAAGGAUUUGUGAUCUUUAGCUUGUAAAUUAGUUCAACGUGUAAUUGUAUGUAUUUAAAAUGUCUUGAGGAUAGCCGUCGGAACAUCCAGAACGAUUAAAGAAGGUUGCACAGACGAA